GCGAAAUGUUGCUACAAUGUCACGUUAGUUGCAUAUGUCCUUCUGCCUAUCAUUUUAGUUAGAAGCUGAUGCCGUAUCAUUGAUUUAUAUGUUGCCUACCAUAAAUACUCAUUAAUGUAAGACGUUGCUAAAUCUCUAGACUACGGUACUCCGCUGGCAGGAGCCAAGCUUCACAAAAACUCAUCCAACAACUAAAGAUAAUGCAGCCUAAUUCUAGGAAGUUGUGCUUACGUAAGCACCCAUCUCCUACAUAUUUUGUUAAAACCAAUUCUACUGGUUCAAGACCUGAUUCAUAUAACCCUAAGUAUUUGUUUAAAGUGCCUACGUGCUAUAGUAAUCCUACCGUGAUUGGUUAGACUCUUGUUGGUUGAUUGGCUGACUGGUAGGGGCAUAUGACCGGUCAUUGCCUACCCUUUAUGUGUGUGUGCUCAAGAUGUUGAUUGGUUAACUGGUCUGGGCUCAUGUCUGGCUAUUGGCUACUUGACUGUGUCGAGGACGGUGAAUGGAUGGAUAGCCCGGUGAGGAGAGGAAGUGGCUAGGCAUACAUGAACAGCCUCAGAGCACAACGCGCCACCGCACGAGAUGCGACUCUUCAUAUUAGUUGCGUCGGUGGUGACGUCCGCCGUAACUUAUGACAUCCCAGGUUUCCCGGCGCCGCCUCCUAGAGCUUUUGUGAGUGACAGUCCAGACGGCCGCAUCACCUUCCUCAAGCAUUACAAGCCUCUCAACCUCACUUCCAGCUUUGGUACCGUCGAAACUAUCGCAUCCAACCCUUACGGGUUUGCCACAGAAUUCGAAGAGCUCCAGCCGCCUCCAACAGUGUUUCGAGAAUCCGAGUACAUCGCUUCGAAUCCCUACGGUUUCGUCCAGAAUGUUCGAAGUCAUUCCUACAAACCCAAGUUCACCGACAGCGGAUUUGAGAAGAUCUUCUCAAUCCCUGACAAUCCCUACGGCUACGCAAUUGAUAUCGUGAAGAUGAGUGACGAGCCUGAAGCUUUUGAAGUGUUUUCAUUGAUAGACUCUAAUCCCUAUGGCUACUCUAAAAAUUUUCAGGAAGUAAAUUUGAGACCUAAUAGCGUUGUCAGUGUGUUUCAGAGUGUGUUGAGCUCCAUUGCUGACAAUCCUUAUGGGUAUUCAACCCAUGUGAAGAAGCUCAGUAUUGGCUCUGAGGCCUUUGAAGCUGUUCUUGUAGUACCUUCGAACCCAUAUGGUUUUUCUGAUCAGUUCCAGUCAGAUAUUUACAAACCAAGAUAUGCUAAUAAUUUGUUCGAAAACGUUAAGACAAUUGCUGACAAUCCAUAUGGGUAUUCCACUGAGGUCCAAAAGCUAAGCGACAUUCCUGAAGCAUUUGAACCUUCACCAGCUAUUGCUUCAAACCCCUAUGGCUAUUCUGAAAAAAUCCAACAGGGGUCUUAUCAAUCUAAAACCGCUGAUAGUUCUUUUGGUAAGCUUGGUACCAUCCCUGACAACCCUUAUGGAUAUUCAUCUGAAUUCAGGACGCUAGAAGGAGCGUCAGAGGCAUUUGAAUUUGUUCCCGAAAUUUCUUUGAAUCCUUAUGGCUUUUCUAAACAAGUUAAAGGUGACAGUCAUAAGUUAAGAGAACAUGGUAGUAGCUUUGAUAAGGUUAAGGAAAUUGCUGAUAAUCCUUAUGGUUUCUCGACAAAGAUUAAGACUCUUCGUAAAUCAAAUGAUGCCUUUGAAUCUGUUAAAACAAUACCUGCAAACCCUUACGGCUAUUCUCAGAAUAUUAAUAGAGAAAUAUAUAGAAUCAAGGAGUGUGGUAGCGGCUUUGAGAAAGUGGAAACAAUUCCAGAUAAUCCAUAUGGGUACUCCACUAAUGUUGAACAGCUUAAUAGUGAGCCUGAGGCUUUUGAAGCCGUUCCGUUAAUUCCUUCAAACCCAUACGGCUAUUCUGAACACAUUCGAAAAGAUACAUACGCACCAAGGAAUGUUAAAAGUCUUUUCCAGACGGUAGACUAUAUUUCAGGUAAUCCUUACGGCUUCUCGACUGAGAUCAGGAAGUUUAUAAAUUCUCCUGAAGCAUUUGCGACGUUCAAAGUAAUUACUAUGAACCCAUAUGGAUAUUCUCAAACCAUCAAAAGGAACUCUUACCAAAGUAAAUACAUUGUUAGUGGUUUUGAAGACACAGUGCCUAUUCUGAUAAAUCCAUAUGGUUUUUCACAACACAUAGUGAAACUAAGCAAGGCAAAUGAAGCCUUUGCUGCCAUAACUUUAAUCCCAAAUAAUCCCUAUGGUUAUUCUAAUCAUAUUCAAAAAUUACCUUAUCGUGCAGGAGAAAGAGUAAGUGGAUUUAGCACCACUGCUUCUGUACUUUCAAAUCCGUAUGGGUACUCCUCAGAAAAUUUUGCAGUAGCAGAGAGUCCGUCUAGCUUCACAAAAUCUGGGUUAAUUCCAAAUAAUCCCUAUGGGUUUUCUCAGCAUAUAGAGUCGGAUAUUGACGUUCCAAAAUAUCACACAACAAGUUUUUCUACAGUUGAUUCUGUUCUUGAAAAUCCUUAUGGGUAUCCGACAUCUGAGAGUACUGAGCGCACUGGGAAAAGUUUUCGUAGCCCGCAUUUGACUGUGAAAAAACUCAGGGAAGCAGAGAGUGCUUAUGACAGUGUUAAUGCAAUCCCCAAAAAUCCCUACGGCUUCUCUGAAAAAAUUGUGAGAGAAAACCCUACCCCUAGACGAAGCCCGUCAAGUUUUGCUUCUGUUAAGACCAUAACAGACAACCCAUAUGGAUAUGCAGAUCACUUUAUUGCUUAUGGGGAAAACCCCAGCGCUUUUGAAAGAGGAAGACUAAUUAGAGAUAAUCCAUAUGGAUAUUCUCAAUACAAUAUUAAUCCUUAUGGCUUCUCGGAGAACUUUCAUCGACGAAGUGAGAGGACAACUGAGGUACAGAGCGGAUUUGAGACAUUAGUCAAAAUUGAAAUUAACCCUUAUGGAUUCUCCGAAAAUAUUAAGCCUUUAAAUAAUGUGCCAAGUAGUUUUGGCACAGCUGCGCUUAUACCUAAUAAUCCUUACGGGUAUUCAGACAAGAUUCGGAAAGAGCUGGCAGCUCCUCGUCAGUUUCCGUCAUCAUUCACUCGGGUGUCUGAUAUUCCAAAUGAUCCUUAUGGAUUUACAGAAGUAAUAAUUAAACUUGAUGCAGUCCCGUCAAGUUUUGUAAACUCCAGAAGCGUCCCAGAAAACCCAUAUGGAUUCUCACAGCAUAUUGAGAGAUUACCAGUUACUCCUAAAACGCGAUCAUCUGGAUUUGAAAGUUUCGUGAAAAUUCCAGCAAAUUCUUAUGGAUUCUCUGAAAAUAUAAAGGAAUUACCACGUGCUCCAACAGCCUUCGAAACUUUCAGGACUAUUCCAGUUAACCCAUAUGGCUACUCACUUCAAAUUAUUCAUGAUCCUCUGAGCUCCAGACGUUUACCAUCUUCCUUUACAACGACCUCUCUAUUAUCCACAAAUCCUUAUGGGUUCUCUGAGAGAGAGGAAACUCUUCUAGAAGCUCCCACACCUUUCUCAGUCGUGAAUAGUAUUCCCAGUAAUCCAUAUGGUGUAUCAAGCUUCAUUAAAGUCCCUGCUUACCAGAAGAGGGAGAAAGCAUCAAGUUUCCAGACCAUAGAAUCUAUUCCAGCCAAUCCAUACGGCUUCUUUGAUCAGGCAACAAGAUUAGACGAGUCACCAGGAGCCUUCACAGAAGUAGAGAUAAUUGCUGUCAACCCGUACGGAUAUUCUGAAAACGUUCACAGAGAUUACCAGAAAAAGAAGGAUCUGUAUUCCAGCUUUGUCAGUGUUGACAAUAUUAAAACUAACCCUUACGGGUUCUCCACGAAUAUAAUUAAACUGGAAGAGGCACCUACUGUUUUUGAGGCAGUCAAGAGUAUUCCAACAAACCCUUAUGGAUACUCUAGAAAAAUUCAAGAAUUGUCUUAUUUUCCAUUAACGCGUUCAUCUAGUUUCAGGGCCAUUAUUUCUAUUCCUUCAAAUCCAUACGGAUUUUCGGAUCAAAUAGUGCUACUUGAUCUUGAACCAGAGGCUUUCGUCCAAACCAAAAGUAUCACUAUUAACCCCUACGGAUACUCUGAUAAGAUUCACAGAAGUUACUUCAAACCUAUUGGAGGUCUCAAUAGUUCUUUCAGUCACAGCAUUGCACGGGUUAGUGGACUUCCCACUGGCGAAAAAAUUACUGCCAAUCCCUAUGGCUUCACCAGAUACACAAUAAGACUAUCCGAGAGUGACUCCGGCUUCGGGGUCUCUCAGGAGAUUAACAGGAAUCCAUAUGGCUACGCAACAACCGUUAAAAAGACUACCAUCGCUUCAAGAAUCCUCGAGACUCCCUUCGGCAAGACCAAUUCCGUCUCCUCCGACCCCUAUGGUCUUUCGGGUCAAGUGUAUGAUAUCGGGAAUGCCACAACAGCCUUCGAGCCCCUGGUAGCUGUUGUCGACAACCCUUACGUUUUUACGGUCGGGAAACUCAUGGCUCCCUUCCCGUCAUCCUUCCACCAGUUCGACAGGAUAGACCAAAAUCCCUAUGGAUAUCCACAACUGAUCAACCUUGUCUCUGCUUAGAGGUCUCAUGCAGGAGUAUAGAGAUACCACACUUAAAGCAGCAGUAGCAGACAAAAACAGAUGGAACAGCUAAUGCAACAAUUACAGCAAGAAUCUUCCAAGAAACAUAUGAUAACUCCCCAUUCACACACACACACACACACAGGAGCUGAGUCUCGACCCUUGCAACCACAAUUAGGCGAGUACACACACUAGUAGCUACCAGUGAAGAGUCGGGGCUAGGAGCUGUGACACGACCCCUGUAACAAGAACUAGGUGAGUGCAACUAGUUGAGUACAAACACAUACACAUAUACGUGCGCGCAAAGAGGGGAUAUGAACUAGAAUAUGUCACUGUCUGCUGGUGUAGUCGCGAAUUCUCUCUUUAAAAAAUGUGUUUGUGUAGCACAAACCUCAGAUUCAGGUUCAAGAAUCGUUGACUAUCUGUGGUCCAGUGACUUAGGCGACGGACUAGCAAUCUCAGGAGAGCUAGACCGCGGGUUCGGAUCUCGAGCACUUGAUUUGAAUUAUUUUACAUCCAUUCAUUACGAAUUUUUCAUAAGUGCCUUAGAAGGUACAAGAGCUAAAAUUUGUCACUGUCUACUGGUGUAGUCGGGAUCUCCAAAAAGAAAGUGUUUUUGAUGUAGUUAAUGAAAAGCACAAGAUUUCCCAGAUCCUGGGUGGAGAACUGUUAUGAUUAUCGGUGGUCCAGUGACUUAGGCGACGGACUAGCAACCUCAGGAGAGCUAGACCGCGGGUUCGAACCCUGAGCACUCUAAUGGAAUUAAUUAACUUUCGUUCAUAACGAAUAUUUCAGUACACACACACACACACGCACACACACACACACACACACACACACACACACACACACACACACACACACACACACACACACACACACACACACACACACACACACACACACGUAUCUCACCAUUGAUGAAUUUCGAAAAAAAAUCUAAUCUCUAGGCCAUGCCUAAUUUUUUUAAGUGUAUUUGUAAUUCUUUAGGCUCGAAUCAAUGAACUUCGACAAGAAUGAUGUGAUUAAAUUAUAUUCUGUUUUCCCUUAUUUUUUUCACAUGGAUUUACCUUCUACAUACAAAAUAUUAGAAAUUUCAUACUACUGCCGAAGUGUGGCAUCCUGGUGGCGUGCGGAGGCUGGUGCAGCAGUGUGUCAGGCCAGUACCCACCUGGGUCAUGGCACUGCUUCAACAAAACCAGAAAAUCUGUUUUCCAAUCAACUUUUUUUUUUAAACAAACCACGGUACGGGUGGGGUAUAAACCUAUGGUAAGUGAGUCGUAAAACUCCAGGCCAGUGCGUAAGCACUGGGCCAACAGGCUACAAUGAGAUUCAUCCAGCUAUGUAUAUUUAUUCACCAUAGAAAGGUUAGCAUGGGCCGCCACUGUGACCACAAAUGCAAGUUUUUAUAGAUGAGUUUCCCGCCAGAGAUUCAGCUGUAUUAUUAUUAUAUUAUUAUAAUCAAGGGGGAAGCGCUAAACCCGGAGGAUUAUACAGCGCCUGGGGGGGAUGUGGAAGGCAUUCAGGCUUAAUUCGGGGAACUGGAGCACAGAUCCAAUUCCCUAAAUCAAGAGCCCCUCACUAACAUCAAGGAACCUUCCUUGAUGGGGAUUCAGCUGUAAAAACUUGCAUUUGUGGUCACAGUAGCGGCCCAUGUUAACCUCCCUAUGGUGAAUAAAUACACAUAGCUGGAUGAAUCUUAUUGUAGCCUACUGGUCCAGUGGCUUACGCACUGUCCUGGAGUUUUACGACUCACUAGGGAUUCAAACUCCACCCGUACCGUGGCUUGUUUGCAAUCGUGUUAUUACGAUUGCAACUUUUUUUUGUUAGGCUCCCUAAUAAAAACACUUUUUGUUUUUUAUUUCGAACUCUGUUGUCUCGUCCUCACUUCUGUCUUGACGGUAAAAUUACCAGACGUUGGAAAAUCCACUUGUUAAAUUAAAAAUGAUUCGAAAACA
This is a messenger RNA of Cherax quadricarinatus, 6524 nucleotides long. Lineage: Eukaryota; Metazoa; Arthropoda; Malacostraca; Decapoda; Parastacidae. The record is from RefSeq and is a predicted model, not a curated record.